CUUGAUUGGCAUGGUGAGAACCCUCAUCGAUCCGGACAGGAACCAGAGAGAUUGGGACGAGCUGCUUCCCCAUGCCAUGUUAGCUUACAGAUCAAGUGUACAGGAGUCAACGGGAGAAACUCCGGCAAUAAUGAUGUUGGGAAGAGAACUUUCAUUGCCAGUAGAUAUAUUGGUUGAGCGAUCUUCAUCUGUGGAAAAUGGAAGUGAAAUAGGAGAUUAUGCAGAGCAACUGAGAGAUAAACUUCAUGAUGUGCAUGAUAGAGCCCGAAAUAAACUUCGCUUGACGGGUGAACGCCAAGCUAAGAUGUAUGAUAGGAACACUAGACUCACCAGUUAUAAAGUUGGUGACUGGGUUUGGUUGUAUGGAAUAGAGAGGAAGAGAGGAGUGUGUCCUAAGCUAACCAUGAAGUGGACUGGUCCUUACUUAGUUAUCACUAAGCUUUCUGAUGUGGUAUAUCGAAUACAACGAAGUGAGAGAUAUUUACGAUUUACGAUGUUACUUCUUUGCAGUACAUGCAAGGCUGGUUUUACUUCACGGGCAGAGCUAAACAGACACAUGAAAGAGGCCCAUGGACGUGAACUAACUCUGAAAUGCGAGACUUGCGCAUAUGAAACCACUGAGGGGAUUAAAUUCCGUAGGCAUUAUAGGAGAACUCAUAACCUCUCCAAAAGCGAUACUUUAGCAGUGGCUUUCUCCGCGGCAUCAGAUCGUUAUACGUUGAAGCAAGAAAACCUGAGAGAGGGGAAGGAAAGGAAAAGGAAGUUGGAAGAGGAGCGAGUAGGAGAAGGAAUUGCUAAGAAGGCAAGAGAAGCAGAAAAGGAAAGAAGACAGAAGAGUAAGGAUAUUAACUCAGGAUCUAGUACCCCUCUGCCAGUACUUUCGUUGAAAUAUUUGUACGAAACAUUAUCUUUGUCUCCAGGGGACUAUUUCUCUGACUCUUUUGACAAUCAACAACCAACCCUGGAUACUGACGAUCGACGACCAACCCUGGAUACUGACGAUCGACGACCAACCCCGGAUACCGCUGAUCAACAACCAACCCUGGAUACUGACGAUCGACGACCAACCCCGGAUACCGCUGAUCAACAACCAACCCUGGAUACUGACGAUCAACAACCAACCCCGGAUACCGCUGAUCAACAACCAACCCUGGAUACUGACGAUCGACAACCUACCCCAGACGCAACUGAUGACCGACAGCCGACCCCAACUGACCCAAGACCAACACCAGACUUAGAGGAAGUAACGAUUAGUUUAAACAGAGCAGCAACAGAAAUUGGACGUAUAAAACUGGUGUCAGUGACCGUCGUAACCGAGACUUAUUAUCACGUGCACGGGAAGGAAAAAAGAGGGAAGGUAGAGACGAAAACCUUUAAUUUCGACGAAGACAGUAAUGAGGAGUAAUUUUUAUUUAUUGUGUAUUUAUAACUAUUGAGAAUUUUAAUUAUUGUAUAUUUAUUGAAACUAGCGUUUAAGCCUACAUUUAUGCUGUAUUUAA
Strongylocentrotus purpuratus (purple sea urchin) is the source of this 1499-nucleotide messenger RNA. RefSeq lists its product as uncharacterized. NCBI's taxonomy places the organism in Eukaryota, Metazoa, Echinodermata, Echinoidea, Camarodonta, Strongylocentrotidae. The transcript is spliced from 2 exons. The coding region runs from base 11 to 1405 and encodes 464 amino acids. The record is from RefSeq and is a predicted model, not a curated record. Gene Ontology annotation, molecular function: nucleic acid binding.